Molecule: messenger RNA, 718 nt
Organism: Lecanosticta acicola
Lineage: Eukaryota; Fungi; Ascomycota; Dothideomycetes; Mycosphaerellales; Mycosphaerellaceae
Source: the annotation of a GenBank genome assembly
AUGCCGUUCCUGCGUGGAACCCGAAGGGUUCCAGGUGCCUGCCCUGAUGAUGCACGUCCGAACUAUGAGAUCGAGCUGCCGGCAGGCAUAAGAGGCAUUGCACCGAUGAGCUCGAUCAUAGGUGAGAGGUGAUAGGUUUGGAGGGCCAAUUCCUCAGUCAAAACCGGUCCUAACAGUGGAUCGACCGCACUACCCCAACCGGUCAGCCAGACCCAGCAACGAUUCAAGGCCAACUGGCCGUCAAGCUCAUCCGGUCCCUAGCCAACAGCACCAAGGCCGGCGAGAGAUUGCUGCCUCUCGGGUACAGUAUCUCCGUCAACACGCCUUUCAUCACGUCUCCCACGAACCAGACCUGCAUCAGGUCCAAUUUCGUCCAGACUCGUGUGACUAGUGGAGCUACCUAGAACAUCGCGGUUUCAAAGUAACGCAACUCGCACUUUUACCUACUAAAACACCGUUCCUUCAGGUGGAAAUGCUUGCAUUAACGGAGACUGCAUGCUUCCUGGUGAGACUGAGGUUUGGGCGAGGGCUGUCAGGCUUCGAUCUCGGUGUUCACUGUCGACUUCUUGCGCCGGUUGAACGCAACCAGGAGAACAUUCGCUCCAAGUUCACUAGCAUUGCUCCGUACCAGAGCCCUGGAUGCGGCGGCUACUAUGGUGGCCAGGCCAAUGCCUCUAGGCGCCACCCACUGGAGCGCGAGGGCGAACUUGUCAAAUGA